Molecule: messenger RNA, 885 nt
Organism: Trichoderma virens Gv29-8
Lineage: Eukaryota; Fungi; Ascomycota; Sordariomycetes; Hypocreales; Hypocreaceae
Exons: 3
Coding region: 1-885 (294 amino acids)
Molecular function (GO): S-adenosylmethionine-dependent methyltransferase activity
Source: RefSeq, a predicted model, not a curated record
AUGACGGCGCACUUCCACACCGUCGCCAAGACACAGGCCUCGUUUGAGAAGGAUUUCACCCGGGUCGCGCGCGGCAUCAUGGGGGCCAUUGUACAGCCUCUUAUCUCUCACAUGGGCUUUAGGAAUGAAGUCACAGAGCCCGUCGUUCUUCUCGAUAGCGCGUGUGGAUCCGGCGUGGUGACGCAGGAGGUGCAGGCUGUGUUAUCCGACGAGGUUCUUCAGCGGAGCUCGUUUACAUGUGCUGACAGCUCGGAAGGCAUGGUGGACGUGGUGAAGAGGCGGAUUGUUGAGGAGAAGUGGGUGAAUGCCGAGGCAAAAGUGCUUGAUGCCAUGAACACUGGACUCCCGGAUAACUUCUUUAGCCAUGUAGCCAUUAGUCUGGCACUCCACAUUACUCCAGAUCCGGAUGCCGUCGUAAAAGAUUGCAUCAGAAUCCUCAAGCCGGGCGGCACAUUUGGCGCCUCGACAUGGUCCAAGAAAAACUCUGAAAUUUUCUGGAUCCCAGACGUUCUCUCAGCAUUUGAGUCAUUUCCCUUUGACACGCCGUUUCCAGACCCAAUGCCCAUGCAGAUGCACAGCUCCGGCCACUGGGACGACGCAGCGUGGAUCGAAAAGCAUCUCGUCGAGGAUCUGGGACUUGCAAAUGUGUCAGUCACGGAGCACCGGGGCAGCUACAAGUUUGAGAAUGCGGCCGAGUUUGUACUGUCUUUUGGGAUGAUGCUGCCGUGGGUUAUGAAUACUUUUUGGAGUGAAGAGGUGAGAAAGGAGCAUUCAGUGGAGGAGGUAAAGGAGCUGUUGAGGCAGCAUCUGGAGGAAAAGUAUGGCGGCAAGGGAUGGAGCACUGAGUGGCUGAUGAUUACCAUGAGUGCGACCGUGGAUAAAUGA